Entamoeba histolytica HM-1:IMSS is the source of this 771-nucleotide messenger RNA. RefSeq lists its product as uncharacterized. The coding region runs from base 1 to 771 and encodes 256 amino acids. Lineage: Eukaryota; Evosea; Mastigamoebida; Endamoebidae. The transcript has a single exon. The record is from RefSeq and is a predicted model, not a curated record.
AUGGGGAAUAAACAAACUAAAGUUAAUAAACGUAUUAACAUUUUAAAUGAAGAAGAAACAUUUUGUGUGUUUGAAGGUUCUGAAGAAGAAGAAGAAGAAAGAAAUUCCAAUUCUUUGUUUUAUCAAACUCAAUACACUGACCAUUAUCGGGUUUGUACAAAGACUAAAAAAGGAUUUUUAACACCUCAAGGAUCUCCAAGAAAUUGUUGUUCACUAAGAAAAAUAAAAUCUGCUGCUUUUGAAAUUCCUAAGUUUGAUAAUAAAAGUUCAAUUCUUUCUGAUAUAGAAAACUGGUGUUGUUCAAAUCAAUUUAAUAUUCUUUAUAAUUCAUCAAUUGAUGGAUUAACAACACGUGCUUUUAAUUCAAAAGUAUGUUGUUGUUCUAAUGUUUUAAUUAUUGUUAUUACAGAAGAUGGUUCUAUCUUUGGAUGUUAUCAUCCAGAUGUCAUAUGUCCAGCUCAAAAUCAUUGUAUUCAAAAGUCAAUUUGUAAAGAAGGAUUUUUUCUUUUUACGCAUAAUUAUACAACAAUAGAAAAAAUGACAAAAAAAAGUAAAACGGAAGAAGUAUUAACUAUUCACCCUCAAUGUGAAUCAAAUUUUGUUCUUACUAUUGCCUCUGCAUUUUGGAUAUUAGCAGAUAGGACUGUUCAUAUUCAUCCAUCAUUAAAAAGUCAUUAUUAUGUAAAAUCACCAAUGUUAAAUCCAAUGUUAGGAAGAAUGAUAAAUAAAGUAAGCUAUAUAUCAACUCUUUUAGCAGUUGAAUGUAUAUAA